CAUUCCACCUAAAGCAUCAAUGUUUUAGCUGCCAAACUAAGCUCGAUGCCGCCAAAGGGAACCAUCGGCCAGUUCUUUGGGGCUGUUAGCAAAUCCACAUACUACAAGCUGUUUGAGGAUGGUGCUGCGCUUGGUAAAGCGGCCGCCGCAGCCGCAAGGGCAGAGCGCGAGGCGGUGGCGGUGGCGGUAGCGGUAGCGGUGGCGGUGGCGGUGGCGAUUACAGCACGCAUGGCAUGGACACCGGGGGGCGGCGCCCCCCUGUCGACCCCCCUGGAACGCGGCGCGAAGUGCAGCAUUAUCAUUGUUGGGAUGAUCAUUACUACCGAUCCCUCGGGCCCCGGGUUCUCUCUUUGACAGGGGGGCGGCGCCCCCCUGUCGGACCCCCCAGGGAUUGAGGGGCAGGUGGAGCAUGGCGGAAGUAUGGUCCCAGGCAAGCUACAUGCAGGCCGACAUUGGGGCGACGUGUGGAAAGGCAGGACUGGAAGGGGUGAAAGCUCUGCCGUGCACAUGGAAAUCGCUUGUGGCACGUGCGGUCCUGCAGCAUCGUGUGGCAAGGUAUGUGAACGGGUGGGUUAUGAAGCAAACCUUGUAGCGGCAGCAACGAAGUCAACUAUGAAGGCAUACGUUAGGAACUUCUAAUUAUGGCACGAGAGCUGUAUGCGCCAGCAGCGUUACUGGAACUGUUCGCGCCGUUAAAAGUAUGCCAGGAGGGUUAGCUAGCGUGUUGUACACUUUGAACUCUGCAACACCAGGUGUAGGAAACGGCCCAGGCUCCACUGCACAGUAGUGGCGCGCCGUGCAGCCUGGUUGCGCUUGCAAUAAGCCUCAACUGCAGCGGGAAUAAUAAUAAUAAUUCAAACGCCGGCCCAUGGGGCCUGGCGUGGAUUAUCGGGGUAAGGUGGCUAGGGCGAGGAGGCCCAUCCCCCUCGCGCUGCCACCUCACCACGCACUCCGAGGAGGUGUGGGGGAGCCGUGGCUCACCCACCUCUCGGUUUGAGUUCCUGCUCGGUUACUCGGCGCAUUUUGAUAAUGCCGCCCGCACUGUUCACAGCGUGUGUGUGGAGCCUCUCUCCGCAUACUCGUGCGGCUGUGUGGGUCACCCCAAGUUGAGAGGUGAGCAGCUUAGUGAGGUUGCAAGGGAUGGCCCCAGUCACUCCGAGCGCAAGGCAUUCAUUGGUGGAGUAGUGGACCGUCCAUCCGGCCGCUUCCAGCAGUCGCUUGAGUUCUUGAUGUUGUUGAGAUUUUUCUUCCCGCUUGUCCAAAUGGCGAACGUCAGAGCUGUAACCGAUUUCAAGGAUAUAGAUGGGCAGCCGUGCUUUGUUCAGGGGCGGGCGGUACCCUUCUCUAUGUGUUUCAUGGGCGGGCAGGUUUGGGAUGAACAGAAUGUCAGGUCUGAGCCUUGUAAUAAGGGGUGAUGAUGUCCUCUCCGCAGCCAGCCAGGCGGGGGGGCGUUGUGCAGACGCAUAGUGUGGCAGGUCGGCUAGCGGGCCCGCGUCCAUGACCAUGAACCCGUUCCCGUAGGUCCCUUUGGAGAUGCAUUUGGCGACACGCUGGACUGCCCAGUUGUGCCGAUUGAUGUACGCGCCUUUCAUUUUAGGGUGUGUGCAGCCUCCGAGGAUGUGCCCGCCGGAGUCAGGGGUGUGGCAGAGGGGGCAGUUGCCGUUCCCUCCCAGGCGGUAGCGCCGUUUAAGCUGUGCGUUGAAGAGGUAGCCGUAGCGGGCGUAGAGUAUUUGCUUGACCAGCCAGGGGUGCCUGGUGGAGCUGGCGAGGGUGCGGUUGCUGAGGGUGGGGCACAUGUUGGCAGAUGCUUCCGCCCAUUGCUCCAGCACUGGUGUAUUAUUGGUAAAGCCUUGUUGUGCUUCGGGGGGCAAUGAGUUCAGGACUCCACGGUUUAGGUCACUUAGGUAGAAAUUGUCAGAGUUGCGUUUGGGCCACCAGAUGUUGGACCACGGUUCGUCUGGUGCUAAGCGUAUGGCCUGCCCCAUGGCCUCCAUGUCAUUGGCGGCGACUUUGGCGGCACCUUUGUCAGCUUCCUCGUUGCCGAGGAGCCCUGUGUGAGAGCGGACUUUCAGCAGCUGGACUGUGACCCCGGCGUCGGCAUACAUUUGUAGCUCGUGGAGUAUGUUUUCCAGCAGGUUUUUAUGCUUGGAUAGUAGGAGUCGUUGUGGUGCAGUAAGGGCUCGGCGGAUCAAGUAGAGAGACACUAGGGAAUCACUGGCUAUGGUUACUUGGGUCAUGCCCAGCAGACAGAGUCGGGGGCGGAUGUAUUCUAACGCAACGAGAAUGGCUGAUAGUUCGGCUCUCUGGAUUGUGUUGGUGCUGUUGAGGCCGCCUGGUUCGACGUAGAUGUGUUCGGUCUGUUGGGACCACGCGCAGGCGCCGAGUUUGUUCAUUUCGUUGCCAUCUUCACCGGCCGCAACUUUGAUGCAAGAUCCGUCGGUCCAAACAAUGGUGGCGGCAUCGUACAGGUAGCUGCUCCGAGUGGGGAAGGCAGCUCGUGUGGUGUAGAGGGCAGAGAGCGUGGGCAUGGGCGUAGGGCAUGUGUCCAGGCCCCGUGCUGCUGGGGCUUGGGGUCUAGUUAGCUGCUUUGCACGGGCUUUUGCACGGUGGCUGUAUGGUCGGCCCGGUGGGGCUGUGCGGUCACGGGGGAGGGUUACGCGCGCGGGCCACUUCAGUGGUUGUCGGCGCCCUGGGGGUUGCGAGGUCGGUGGUGGCACCGCUCCAAGUUCGGCCAGGGAGGUUUGGAGACGUGUCAGGUUGUUGUUGGAGUUGAGUGCUUGUACCCCUGUGGUGUUCGCAAUGAGGAGUAGCUGCAGGCCCUGCUUGCUGCUGGCAGCCUCGUCGGCCGCCCCGAGGCCAUCUAACAUGCUAGAGGCGGAUACGCCAGGCGGAAUCAGGGCCAGGAUGGUGACAUGCGGACUCGCAAGGCACCGGCUGGCGGCGCCUUUGCCUUGUGGGAUAAUCAUGAAGGUAAUGGCGGGGGUGGCCUGGUGUUCUAGGUGUUCGAUCGAUGCUGUUGCCCACGCCAGUGCCUUUGUGCAGGCGUCUGGGUCAGGGUCAGGGUGGGCGAGGGAAAGGCCAUCAAACGGGGCCGUGUACGCAUCAUGUGAGGCCCCGAAGAGGGAGUCAGCUGCGUGUUGGCUGUAAUAUUUAGUGGCC
This is a messenger RNA of Chlamydomonas reinhardtii, 3159 nucleotides long. RefSeq lists its product as uncharacterized. The record is from RefSeq and is a predicted model, not a curated record. The transcript is spliced from 2 exons. Lineage: Eukaryota; Viridiplantae; Chlorophyta; Chlorophyceae; Chlamydomonadales; Chlamydomonadaceae. Bases 46 to 354 code for a protein of 102 amino acids.